ACCCCAACUUUUUUCCGAUUUUUCUUUUCGCCAUUUCUCCCUUUCCAUCUCCUCUUUUCACCUCUUUCUACUUCCUACUUUCCACCCAUUUCUCCCUGUCGGCCCGCCAUGACUGUCGAAAUCUCCGGCGGAUUCACCGCCACCAUGUUCUUCGCAUCUUUGACCUUGAUUCUCUGUUUCUCCCGUCCCUCGUUCGCCGGCUUACUUUCCGAGCCGGCGGGUCCGGGGGAUUUCCCGUCAACUGUCCCGUCGUACCCCUUUCAGCCCGACGGAAAAGUCUGCCGGCUUGACUUGUCCGACGAGCUUUUCGGCGGGGUCAGCGCCGCCUGCGGGAGGGACCUUGACCGGAGCCGGUGUUGUCCGGUGCUGGCGGCGUGGCUUUUCGCCGCUCACGCGCGGAUGUCGUUGGAUGUUCCGGCGAAUACGCCGCCGUCUACGGCCGGGUCCGAGCGGCCUUUGUUGCCGGACGACUCCCAGAAGUGCGUCAACUCGCUCCAGACAUCCCUGGAGGCCCGGAACAUUCGGAUUCCUCAGCCCAAUGCCUCGUGCGACGCCGUUUUGUGCUUCUGUGGCAUCAGACUCCACCUCAUCACCUCCCUGAGCUGCCCCGCCGCGUUUAACCUCACCGGCGUUCGCAACGCCACCCCCACCGCCGCCGUGAGAAACCUAGAGAAAAACUGCCGGAACUCCUCCUACGCCGGCUGCACCAGGUGUCUCGGUGCUCUCCAAAAGAUCAACGGCGGAGCAAAAAACGGGACGCACAAAGGGCGAAACGACGAAGACGGCGGCGGACGGGCGGCGAAGAUGUUCAGGCGGGACUGUCAGCUGAUGGGGCUGACGUGGCUGCUGGCGCGGAACAAGACGGCGUACAUCCCGACGGUCUCGGCGGUGCUACGCGCCGUCAUGUACAGCUCACAUCCGCCGCAGGAUUCCAAGUGCAGCCCGGACCAGGAGAACAUGCCGCUGGCGGUGAACUCCGUGCAGCUCGAAAAAGGGGAGUCGCCGCCGCCGCCCGGAGCUGCUUCGCCGUUGCGGAAAUUGUUUCCGGUUUUGCCCUUGCUCUUGUUGGUCGUCAAUCAGCGGAAUGGGUGGGCGUGAAAUGGGGUUAGGUGACAAUGGUGCCCCUCAGAUGUCGGGCUUUCACGUGAAGCUAAUAGACAAAAAUGGUGGAAGGUUGUUUUUGUCAUUUUGUCCCACUGUAUAUUCACUAGUCUCCCUUUUUUUUAAGAAAAAAUGGUUAAUCUCAAAUCAAGUUAGAAACUCAGUACGGUUUUCCCAAUCGCUUAUGAUUUUAUACAU
This is a messenger RNA of Cuscuta campestris, 1299 nucleotides long. The record is from the annotation of a GenBank genome assembly. NCBI's taxonomy places the organism in Eukaryota, Viridiplantae, Streptophyta, Magnoliopsida, Solanales, Convolvulaceae.